AUGUGUAGUUCUAUGCAGUUUUAUCACGUGUAUAAUUCAUAUAAUGAGCAUCAGGAUACAGAACUGUUCACCAACCCAAGGGAGCUUCCUUGUGCUACUCCUUUAGAGCCACCCCACCCCUACUGCCAGCCUCACCCUUGGCAACCACUCAUCUAUUUUCCAUCUAUUACUCUUUUGUGUAUAACCUUCACACUUGCUAAGAAGAAAAGUUUUAAUCUCUCACAGAGACAAAGCAUAUUAACAGGCAGUUUUUCAAUGUCAAUGGGAUUUUCAGACUUGAUUUUAAAUAAAUUCACUGACAUUUUUGAUACAGUGAAGUGUUUCUAA
Rangifer tarandus platyrhynchus (Svalbard reindeer) is the source of this 327-nucleotide messenger RNA. The record is from the annotation of a GenBank genome assembly. Lineage: Eukaryota; Metazoa; Chordata; Mammalia; Artiodactyla; Cervidae.